Messenger RNA from Perca fluviatilis (European perch), 439 nucleotides. RefSeq names its product COX8 domain-containing protein. Gene Ontology annotation, cellular component: mitochondrion. Gene Ontology annotation, biological process: mitochondrial electron transport, cytochrome c to oxygen. The record is from RefSeq and is a predicted model, not a curated record. NCBI's taxonomy places the organism in Eukaryota, Metazoa, Chordata, Actinopteri, Perciformes, Percidae. The transcript has 2 exons. Bases 104 to 328 code for a protein of 74 amino acids.
GAAAGUAGUGACUAUCUGUUAGUAUCUCACAGGAUAUGAGGAGAAAUUUCCACAGGCACAUUAACAUUUUCCAGUAGAUGCGAGUGACUUUGUGAGCAGAACGAUGUUCUCCCUUCUUAGGAGACCCACACUGACCUGGUCCACGUUGAUGAAAGCCAUUCAGCAAAAUCACAGGUCAACCAUCUACAGCAAGCCGCCCAAAGAAAACAUCGGGCCAGUGCAAUCUUUCUUUGCCAUAUGUGUGUUUGCUGUGACUCUCUUGGGCCCGGCUGGAUGGAUCUUGCAUCACAUCCCAGACUACCGACAGAGAUCACCUCCACAAACCUGACUCCCAUGCACACAUGUUACUGUGUGUGGAUUUUUCCAAUGUGUAUGUCAUGAAGGGAAGUAAAACUUGAUGAUGAAACUGUUUACCCUCUAUAAAGACUUUGAUAUAAUA